AUGGAUUACUCCCACUCCAUCGCCGACGAUGACGGCCCAGUAGCUUCUCCUUGGGAAUCAGCACCAGUUUCUUCUCCUCAGGAUGAGGUUAAGAAUUCUUUUCCGCCUACGGUUGCACUCCAUUCUCCAUCACGUAUCGGCUCUUUUGUAGAUGGAUUUUCUGAAAGUAACGCCUUUGACCAAGGCAUAUUUGAGAGAAGAGAUAAAGAUUCAGGCACAGACUCAGUACUCGAGAACCAGGACCAGCGGCCUAGUACAGCAACAACUGUUGAAAGCCAGUCUCAGGACCAGCAACCACUACUUGGUCAGACCUCUCCUCAGGCUCAAGAUGUACCACAGCAAUCAAUUCGUAAGGAAGGACGUCGCCCAGAACCUCAAAGAUAUCAUCGUCCUAUACGUCAGAAUCAACAGCCAUCUGAAAAUCCACAUAAAUUGCAAGCCAAGAUUACUGGCUUAGAACGAAUAGGACGAAAGGACCCUAUUUUAAGGUUUGAUGUCCACACCAAUUUACCUAAAUUUCGUACAACCCAAUUUCGCGAUGUGCGUCGCACGCACUCCGAGUUUGUCAAACUUGCAGACCAUCUUAUAUCUUCUAAUCCGGAGGCUCUCGUUCCAGCUGUCCCUCCAGCACUUACUUCAGCUGGCAUAGGAACAGAAGAAGAUGAAGUCAGAGUUAAAGCAUCUCUCCAAAAGUGGCUGAAUCAAGUGUGCUCCAACGAAGUUCUCAUGGGGGACGAGGAAAUAUUGUUAUUUAUCGAGAGUGAUUUUGGAUACAGCCCGAUGCUUAGAAGAAAACAGCCGGCAACAGGUGUUAGAAGAAAAGUAAUUAAGCAGUUUGCUCCACCACCCGAUGACUCGCCGGAACUUCAGAAUGCUAGACCAUUGGUGAAGGCUUUCUAUCUUGGAACUAUGGAUGCUGGACAUAAAGUUGACAGGCUCGUCAAGGCCCGAAAAGGCCUUGGUCUUGCAGAAUCCGAUUUUGGAGUCAAGCUUGGCUCUAUGAACGUCCAAGAACCUCAUCAUGGAUUAGCAAACGCGUAUCGUAAAUUAGGUAAGAUAAUCCAGACGACCGGAGAUAAUCAUGCUGCACAAGGCACAGCUGAGGCUACAACGAUUGGCGAUCCAUUGCAAUAUUACUCGCAAGAUGCAUUCAUAGUCAAAGAGACCCUCACUAAUCGCCAUAUUUUGCUACGCGAACUGAAUCAAGCUCAACAGCUUAGAAGAAACAAAUCAAGCGCUGCAGAUAGGCUAAGAGCUAGCUCCUCUGUCCGGAAGGAAAAGGUCGAUGAAGCAAUAAUAGCUCUCAACGAAGCUAUUGCAAAUGAAAACGAACUAAUGAAUAAAACUAUGCGCGUUACAAGUAAUUUAUUGCUUGAGCAGCGACGAUGGUUAACACGUACGGUCGCAGAGCUAAAGCAAAGUAUACGUGAGUAUGCAAUUCGUGAGAUUGAGGCUGAACGACGGACCUUGGCUACAUUGGAAGUUGUUCGACUAGACAUUCGAGCUAUUGAUUCUUCCGGUGGGCUUAGCCGACUCGGACGGGAGUCACACCCUGCAGCGAGACGUACAAGCUUAGCUUCGAGUCAAGGAGCAAAAGGUGAUGCAUGGAGCGGAGUUCCACGACGCGCUGAUCAAAUGAACCGGAGUCAAUCUGGAAGUUUAAUGUCUAAUAUUCUUGAAGCGAACGAUGGGGGUAAAUCAAAUAGUGCAUCUUCUGGAAGUUUGACGGCCACCAAAGAAGCUGAUGAUUUGGAUCGGGUUGAUGCGCGAAAUGCCGCUUCUAGAUUAGCCGCAGCCACAUUUCUCUAG
Blumeria graminis f. sp. triticale is the source of this 1809-nucleotide messenger RNA. Lineage: Eukaryota; Fungi; Ascomycota; Leotiomycetes; Helotiales; Erysiphaceae. The record is from the annotation of a GenBank genome assembly.